GGGACACCUGGGACUCCCGUCCAUGCAAUGAUGACAUUCUGGAAUCGGGCGGUGAUGAUACCGCCCGCCCGCCCACAGAUCAUAGAUGGGGACACGGCCCCGGUAUUUUUGUUCUGGCUGCUGUGUCGCAUCUACGGAUGAUAUAGCUCCCCUGCUACUGCUGCUGCUGCUGCUGCUACACGCUUCGACACUCGACACGUUUCUCGGAGUACCCGUUCAUCCAGACUCGGACCUUGCAUAGCACCGUUACGCCACCAUUGCCCUAGCAGUAUACAGCAUGUCUGGGUCUGAAUCGCCGAGCGCUACGCCGCUGCAUAUCAUCGUCGUCGGAGGCGGCCUCGGUGGGCUGGCCGCUGCGGUGGCGCUACGUCGGCAGGGACACAAGAUCGAGGUGUUCGAGGCUACGAAGGUGUUCAACGAAAUCGGAGCAGCCAUCGGCACGCCGCCAAACGCGGUCAAGAUCUUGAACGCGCUCGGAUCGAGCGUCGAGCGCGUCCAGGGAGUGGAGUACUGUGGACUAUCUUCCUUCAACUUUGACGGCGGUGCGGGCUACACGGUCACGCUAGGCAACAUCGCCGAAAAAUACGGCGCGAAAUGGAACCUGUGCCACCGCGCCGACAUGCACGACGAGCUCGCCCGGCUCGCGUUCGGUGCCGAAGGCGACGGCCCGGCCGCGCAGCUCCACCUCAACUCGCGCGUGCUCACCUGCGACCCGUCCACGGGCUCGAUCACGCUCGCCUCCGGCGAGACGCUCACCGCCGACCUCGUCAUCGCCGCCGACGGCAUCCACUCGAACCUGCGCACGACCGUCCUCGGCCAAACGGUGACCGCCCCGCCCUCGUCCGUCGCCGCCUACCGCUGGAUCACCUCCGCCUCCGAGCUCAAGUUGGACGAAAACCCCGAGUUAUCCUGGGUGCUGAAAGACGGGCCCUCCGGCCCGCGCGUCGUCACCUCCGCCCCGGGCGACUUCAAGUGCAUCUUCGUGUAUCCCUGCCGCGGGGGUAAACUCGUGAACGCGCUCGGGAUCCAUAUCGACCGGAGGGACCAGAACGCGGUCGAUCUGUACGUCCCGGCGACGACCGCGGAGAUGCUCGACCUUUACGCCGACUUCCACCCCAAGUUCCGCAAGCUGCUCGCGCUCGCCCACGACGGCGACGUCGGGCUGUGGCAGCUACGUUCGCUUCCCAACCUUCCAACGUGGAUCAACGGCCGGCUCUGCCUCCUCGGCGACUCGGCGCACGCCAUGCUCCCCACUCUAGGCCAGGGCGCGGCGAUGGCGCUCGAAGACGCGGUCGUGCUCGCCGCCCUGCUCCCGCCAGGCACCCGCGCCUCCGACGUCGCGUCCCGGCUCAAACUGUACGAGGCGCUCCGGAAGGACCGCGCGGAGUUUAUCAAGACCGAGUCGCUGGAGCAGAUCACCGUGCCGCAGAAACGUGGGUUAUACUAUCGGACGCCUGAGAUGCAGACGAGGGUGAUGGGACACGAUGCCGCCCAGGAAGCGCGGGAGGCGCUGGAAAAGGAGGAGAAAGCCCGCAUAGAUUCCGGAUCUGUCGCUUAGAGGCUCAGAAUAAACUCUUAUUCAUUCGGUGGUGUGUCAUGGGAAGAUUUGGGUGUAUGUUUUACGUAGUGUUUACAAUAUCACCAUCGCGACGAACGACCGCGGUGUCUCCC
Molecule: messenger RNA, 1671 nt
Organism: Punctularia strigosozonata HHB-11173 SS5
Lineage: Eukaryota; Fungi; Basidiomycota; Agaricomycetes; Corticiales; Punctulariaceae
Product: FAD/NAD(P)-binding domain-containing protein
Exons: 8
Coding region: 278-1558 (426 amino acids)
Molecular function (GO): FAD binding; monooxygenase activity
Source: RefSeq, a predicted model, not a curated record